Messenger RNA from Oncorhynchus keta (chum salmon), 4901 nucleotides. Its product is annotated as filamin-A-interacting protein 1-like. The coding region runs from base 624 to 4247 and encodes 1207 amino acids. Lineage: Eukaryota; Metazoa; Chordata; Actinopteri; Salmoniformes; Salmonidae. The record is from RefSeq and is a predicted model, not a curated record. The transcript is spliced from 7 exons.
UCAGCUGCUAACAGCCAUGAGUGACUGAGAACACUUGUUAAAUAUAGCCCAGGCAGACUCUGCUACACUCAAAGCUCUACACUCUCCUGCCCAGGAACAAAGGGGAAAAGGCAGGGUCCUGGCACCUGACAAAGGCUAUAUUCCACAUUUCUACCCUCCUCUCCAUCUUACUUUGGAUAUCUCCAUUUGAAGGAAAAUCUGACUUUUCAGACAAAAGCAGCUCUGACCACCUCCUCUUGCUUGCUGGUCUCUCUCUCUCUCUCUCUCUCUCUCUCUCUCUCUCGCUUUUCUCUCUCAUCCUCUCAGUUUGUGAAAGACUCUGCCGGCCCAAACUUCGGGAGAGGACAAAGCUUGGUGUUCAUCUUCAGACGCCUCUUGCAUUGCCUCUGUUGCUUUGACAGGAGAGAAGAGGGGAAACAAGUUAUUAAAAGAGAAAAGUAAGAGGUGAGAGUAUAUAUCAUCUACAUUUGAUAUGUCUCUUUUUGACACACACAGUCAAGGUAGCUGAAGAACACAGACAUUGAGGAGAGACUUUUUACUCUGGGACUUGAUUCUCAGUAACUGAGAUAUUCCUUUUUGACCUGUCGUCACCUGUGAUGUGGUACCAUUGAGAACAGGUGAGAAUGCGGUCCAGGUGCAGCACAGCCACGGAGGGCCCAGACGACGGACAGAUAAACCAUGUCACCCAGCCCACCAAAGUCUUCCCAAAAGAGGAGGGGGAGAACACACCAGAGCUGGUGAAGAGGAAAAUGAAGGUCCAGCGAGAAGAGAAAGAGGGGAAGUCAGUGGUGUCUGGAUCAGCGAAAAGGCCCCAGACAACCACAGAGAGCAGCAGAGGACAAAAGAAGGCAGCAGGACUGACAGAUCUCUCUAAGGAGGACCUUCUCCGUCUGCUGGGAGUCAUGGAAGGAGAGGUGCAGGCCAGAGAGGAUAUCAUCCACAUGCUGAAGUCAGAGCGUCCACGACCCAAAGCCCUGGAGGCCCAUUACGGCUCAGCUGCCCCCAUCAAACCCCUCCAGGCCUUGCAGAGAGACAGCCUUCUGACCAACACUACAAUGCUUGGGGAUAACGUCUAUGAGAUGCCCAUGCAAGAGUUGGACCGGCUGGAGGACAAGCAUCGCGAGACGUACAGGCGUAUGCUGGAGCAGCUGCUGCUGGCUGAGAAGUGUCACCGCCGCACGGUUAAUGAGCUGGAUAGCGAGAAACGCAAACACACAGACUUCAUGAACAAGAGUGAUGACUUCACCAACCUGCUGGAGCAGGAGAGGGAGAGAUUAAAGAGGCUGCUGGAGCAGGAGAAGGCGUACCAGGCUCGUAAAGACAAAGAUCACAGCAGGAGGCUAGAGAAGGUCCGUGAGGAGCUGGUCAAACUCAAGUCCUUUGCCCUGAUGCUGGUGGAUGAGCGGCAGCUCCACAUUGAGCAGAUCGACCAUCAGAGCCAGAAGGUCCAGGACCUCAGCAGCAAGCUCCAGGAGCGAGAACAGCGUCUGGCCGCUGUACGCGGAACUGCCAAGGAAGACGGCCAGAAGGUCCUCAGGCUAGAGGCGGAGCUGGAGUGCAAAGCUGCCAAGUUCACCCAGGAGCAUGAGGAGAUGACUGCCAAGCUGGCCAACCAGGAGUCCCAGAGCCGUCAGCUCCGCCUGAAGCUGGCAGGCCUGGCCCACAGGAUCGAGGAGCUGGAGGAGAACAACAAGGCACUACAGAAGUCUGAGGAGGACCUCCUCGAGCUAAGGGACAAGAUCAGCAAGGGGGAGUGUGGGAACUCCAGCCUCAUGGCAGAGCUGGAGACCCUGCGCAAGAGAGUCCUGGAGAUGGAGGGCAAGGAUGAGGAGAUCACCAAGACUGAGAGCCAAGCCAGAGAGUUAAGGAAAAGGCUGCAAGACGAGGAGACCACCGGCCGGGAGCUGAGGCUGGAGGUGGAGAAACUGCAGAAGAGAAUGGUGGAUCUGGAGAAACUGGAGAGGGCUUUCAACACGAGCAAAUCAGAGUGUGCAACACUUCAUAUUAACCUAGAAAGAGAGAAAGGACUGGCAAAGGACUUGGUUGGUGAGCUGGACAUGGUGAAAAACCGUGUGAAAGAACUGGAGAACACCGAGUUGAGAUUUGAGAAGGCAGAGAUGGGCCUAAAGGAUGACCUGAUGAAGCUGAAGUCAUUUACAGUGAUACUAGUGGAUGAGAGAAGGAACAUGACUGAGAGAAUAAAACAGGAGGAGCAAAAGAGCGAUGAUUUAAAUAAAAUGUUCAAAACUGAGCAGAGUAAAGUUAUGGAGGUCACAGAAAAGUUGAUUGAGGAGAGCAAAAAGCUCCUCCGACUGAAAUCAGAAAUGGAGGUAAAAGUGACAUCUCUUACUAAAGAGAAAGAUGAACUGAAAAGUAAACUAGCAAGUGAAGAGGAAAAGUGCAGGGAUCUUAGCUCCAAGGUCGGUGUAAUGAAAAAACGAAUGGAUGGGCUAGAGGAGGCAGAAAAGGUAUUGUUAAAAAUCAGAGCCAAUAAGGACAGCAAGAGACCCCCAGACGAGGAAAACAAAUUCAAGGAGCUAACGCAGGAUAUUGAAAGGCUAAAAAACCGCCUCAAACAGCUUGAGGUGGUGGAAGGUGACCUGAUGAAGACAGAGGAUGAGUACGACUUACUGGAGAAGAAGUUUCGAAUGGAGCAGGACAAGGCCAAUGCCCUCUCUCAGCUGCUGGAGGAAAUGAAGAGUCAGACUGCCAGGAACAAAGCCAUAGAGAAGGGAGAGGCGGUGAGCCAGGAGGCUGAGCUGAGGAUGCUCUGCAAGAUGGAGGAGGCAAAGACCAGAGACCUGAAGGCAGAUGUCCAGGCCCUCAAAGAGAAGAUCCACGAGCUGAUGAACAAGGAGGACCAGCUCUCCCAGCUGCAAGUGGACUACUCCCUACUCCAGCAGAGUUUCCUGGAGGAGGAGGACAAGAAGAAGAGCUUGAGCCAGGACGUGAUCAAUCUCACCAAAGAGCUGGAGGUCACCAAGCGGUACAGCCGCGCCUUGCGUCCCAGUAUGAAUGGAAGGAGGAUAGUUGACGUCCCUGUCAACUCCACCGCAGUCCAGACAGACGUGGUGGUCAGUGAACCUGCUGAGGAGGACACACCUGCAGUGUUCAUCAGGAAAUCUGUCCUGGAAGAGAACCAUAUCAUGAGCAACCUGAGGCAGAGGGGUCUGAAAAAGCCUGUAACUGUGCUGGAGCGCUACCCCCCAGCAACCACCGAGCUGGGCAUGAGAAAAUCAUGGAUCCCCUGGAUGAAGAAGAAGGAUGCAGUGACGAUCACUCAGACCACCCCAGAGAAGACUCCAAACCCUCAGGACAACGGGGACUCCUCCCCUCGUCCACCAGGGCUGUCCAUGUCCCAAAAGCCAGGCCAGCCGUUGCACAUUCGAGUAACCCCUGAUCACGAGAACAGCACUGCCACUUUGGAGAUCACCGGCCCUCGUGCUGAGGACUUCUUUUCCAGCGCCACCAUCAUCCCCACAUUGGGCCUGCAGAGGCCUCGCAUCACCAUUGUUCCCAAGCCCCCCACAGUGUUCUCAAAGAGCAAGCCGGGUGAGGGCGUGAUGGGGGGGCCUGAGCAGUGCAAGUCCCCAGUCACCAUCACCACCAUCUCCAGGGCCAAGUCCCCAGAUAGGAGUAAGGGCUCCUCCUACUCAGAUUCGAACAGACCCCUCUCCCCCGUCUCCAUCAUUACAGUGAGCACCACUCCUGUGACGGAGGCCUUUGCCUCCGCAUCCCCAGAGCCCCAUGACAUGAGCACCAUGGGCCGGGCUGUGUUCAAAGUGACCCCAGAGAAGCAGGCAUUGCCUAUGCCCGUCAGAAAAUACAACUCCAACGCCAGCAUAAUCACCACCACGGAGGACAACAAGAUCCACAUUCACCUGGGACCUCAGUUCAAGAGGCCAUCAGAUGUCAGCAGUAGCAGCCCCACAGUGACGGUCAGGCCCCUUAGUGUGAGCACAGAGAGCAAGGAGGCACCCCCAGGUACGGUGCUGCGCUCCCCGCGUCACCCCAACAACAUCACCACCGCUCCUGGGAAGACCACCCCCAACAAAUUGACCAGCAGCAUCACCAUCACCCCCAUCACCUUGGCACCGACCAGGCCAACUCAGUCUGUGUUGCUUCUGAAAUGUUUCAAAAUGAUAUCAGGUGGUGUCUGCUCCCUAGAUAGCACUCUUUCCAGCCCGGGGCGGAUGUGCAGUCAACUCGUGCCGCAGCCACACGAAUCCCUAUGUCAAAAGGUAUGAAAACAGGCAAGGCAGUUGUGACAGGUGUCUCUACUGUGACACGGUUAGAGUCGCGAGCCGAGUGCCAGUCAAUGAAAAUUGAACUGAGGAGGUCGACAGUCUGCAGCUCUACCUCCACAGGCGGAGGGAAGUGCUGAGGGCCACACGCUGCCAUGGAAAUGUGGCCCCGCUAUCUGUCUAUGGACUCAGUCACCCAUCAUUCAAUUCUGACCAGUCUGUUGCCAGCCAAAAACGUAUAGAAUAGGUAGGUGUUGCAGGCACGUUAAUCUGCUCAGAUACAAACAGGAACACAGAAUAGCUAUAUCAGACAUGUCCCUUUUCUCCUUUUUAAACAUUGGGGUAAAAAGCAUUGAAAUUGUAUUGUAAUUAUGAAUGUUUUCCCCAAAAAAUAUUUUUAUAUCCAUGUUGAAAUGCUUUUUGUUUUGAUUGACAUGUUACUAAUCCCUCACCUGGGUUGUCACACUUGAGUUGUUGAUAUUUCAUAAUUCAUGUUGAUAUUCUUGUUUAUUUCACAAUUUCUUAUGGAGGUUUCCGAAUACGGUCGCUCUAAUGGGUUUUGCAUAAAAUACAUUUAGGUUGUCAUCAACGUCACUAAUUUGUGGCACCAAAUUUAAAAAUUAAUAAACAUUAUUUGGAAUAAAGUAUGAUACUGUU